CUGUCCUUCUCCGGAGAAGGCUGACGACUAUUGGAGUCACUACAGCUGCUGCUGCUGCUGCUGCUGCUGCUGGAGAAGAUUUGCAUGAGCUGGUUGGACAAUCCCGCUCCCAAAGCCAGUCUCAAAUCCAGGCUCCAUCUUUUCGCGCCAUCCUUAGCCAUUAUUUUAUUUACCAAAUGCCCAUAUCCCUCCGCAGGGUCAGAGAGUAUUUUGAAGAAAUUGUCAAACGAUUUACGUGAUAUUUUCUUCAUGUCUCGUUAUCGAUGUUAUAAAACGCGUGUCACACUCGCGAAACAUCCCUUUCACCACCGGCCACGCCGAUUUGUAAAGAUUUGAGUGCCGUUGUUGCGGUAGAGGGAGGCGGGACUAGUUUUUGAGGAGCCUAGAGGGGCUGUGCUACGGUGCCACUUAUCAUUAGAUAUGGCCACCGUUAUAGAGUACACCGAAGCGUCAUCUUCAACUUAAUUUUUUUGUGAUAUUUCACAGUGAUUUCGCUGCUCGGCCACUGUGGCAGGCGGGAUGUGAUUUCUGGCAAGCUGACGUUUGUUUUCACCUGUCUCGGGAGGCGGUUGUUACUGCGUGGCAGGCUGGCUUGCCGAGAGUCUCCUAACUGACUGGCCGCUUGGUCCCGCAGCUUGUCGAUGCUGAAGAAAAUAGAACCAGUUGCCAACCAAGCGGUCGGCAACCAACGUUCGCGUCGCGCGUCGCUGUACAUUCGUUGAGGAGGAUCCUCUGCGUUUAAAGUUGCCGUUUCACGGAGAGUUGACUUUUUUUUUUUUGUUUUUUUUUUCUGCUUUGCUUUGCUGCAAGCGCGCUUGGACUUCGGCUUUGAUUUGUUUAUACUGUUUAAUGGUAAGAACAUUUUUUUUUUUUUUUUUACUUGGGUGGCUAACACCAACUAGCUAUAUAAGCCGAACUCGUGCGACGACAGCUGUCAUUGGAGAAAGGAAAGUGAUCCCCCCCUCCACCACCACCUCCUUCUCCUCCUCCACCUCCUCCUCCGGUCCAAAUGCGUGAGCCAGUGAAGCGGUUUUCUGUUGGAUUUACAUCAUCUGCCUUUGCAUCAAAUGGGCAAAGUUGGGAAUAACAUUGCAACGUUGGGAUACGAUGAUAUGCGUGAUGCAUUUUUGAGAAUCGCGGUGUUGCUUCAUUGGAGAGAGGCUAGCUAGCUAAAAGAUUAGCUCGCUAGCUAGCUGGGUGAUUACAAAAAAAAAAAAAAAAAAAAAAAAAAAGUGCGACGUUUCAUCCCUCAGUAUUUUGGACAUGAAGAGGAUAAUUCGCUAUUCAUAGGGGCUGGAAGGUAAGCCACGAAUGUCAUCAGAGGAUAAGACUGUGGAACCCUCUGACCAGGGACCCUCACCGCCCUCAAGCAGUGUAGGGGCCACAUCCACAGGAAGCCCUGCCCACGCAGACAAGCGACCACGUGGCAGGCCACGCAAGGAUGCUGCUCCUAUCCUACCCCAGGCCCCACCCUCAUUUACAUCUAAGAACAGAAAGAAGGGUCGCACCAGAGGGAGGGUUGUUGUGGAUGAGGAGGACAGCAUGGAUGGGACUGAGAUAACAGAGUCCAUAGGCCCUCAGGACACAGAAAUGCCAAUCCAGCCAGUGGAAACCAUGGACGUGGUGAACACUGAGGUGCCAGAGGAGGACAAGCCCUCUUCCCCUCUGGCCCAGAGCCCUCCAGCUGAGAGUUCAGCAGGACCAUCUGUCCCAGCGAGUAAAGAAGUUAAAAGCAGUGAGCGUCUCUGUGCCUUCUGUUACUGCGGUGGUCGUAGCCUGCUGGGUCAGGGGGAUCUGCAAGUAUUCAGCACCACUCCUCAGCUUGAAGCACUCUUAAGCCACAAGGGUGGAGGAGGCUCGACGAGCGAUAGCGGUGAUGGUGAUAAAACCACUCAGCCAAAAAUGGCCGGAGAGACCACCUCAGGACAGAGGGAAAAGUCAAAUGGGUCUGAAAACUCCGAGGAAGAACCAGACCCAGCCAGUCGAUUUUGGGAUGAGCUUUCUCAUGUCGGCCUUCCACAAGAUCUUAAUGUCCAGUCUCUCUUUGAGUCAGGGCAAUACUGGGCACAUCAGAGUUGUGCCUUGUGGUCCGAAGGUGUUUGUGAGGGCGAGGGACAAUCUCUGCUUAAUGUGGACAGAGCCAUUGACUCAGGGAGCACAAAGCACUGUGCAUACUGUAAGCGCCUUGGAGCAUCCAUUAAGUGCUGUGCUGAAGGAUGUGCUCAAUUCUACCAUUACCCUUGUGCGGGGGCAGCUGGGACUUUUCAGGAUAUCAGGAGUCUCUCACUCCUCUGCCCAGAACACACUGAAUUGGCCAUUCACAAAUUUGUAGAUGAUGUAAAUUGCGCGCUAUGCGAUAGCCCAGGGGACCUACUGGACCAGCUCUUCUGCACCAGUUGUGGUCAGCAUUACCAUGGGAUAUGCCUGGACAUGGCCGUGACCCCUCUAAGGAGGGCAGGUUGGCAGUGCCCUGAGUGCAAAAUCUGCCUGACAUGCAAGAACCCAGGAGAGGACACUAAAAUGCUGGUGUGUGACAUGUGUGACAAAGGCUACCAUACCUUCUGUCUGCAACCUGCUAUAGACUCUCUUCCCACCAACGGAUGGAGAUGUAAGAACUGCAGAGUAUGCAUCCAGUGUGGGACACGAACCAGCAGGCAAUGGCACCACACCAGUCUGCUGUGUGAGAACUGCGUCCAAAACCAGGACCCUGCUCUAUGCUGUCCCAUGUGUGCCUGCAUCCUGGACCCUGAGCAUCAGAAAGACUUACUCCUCUGCCACACUUGUAAGAGAUGGCUACACCUGGAGUGCGAGCGUCAGAACUCAGGCCAAGCAGAAAUCCACCCCAGAGAGGACUAUGUUUGUUCCAACUGCAGGUCUCCUGCUGCAGAGCAGGCGCUACAGGCAGAGGAUAUGGACACCGGCCCAGAGCUCAGCCCUCAGUCAGCCUCCAUGCACACAGACUCUGAGACUGGCCUACAGCUGGCUAAAAAGCACACGGACCUAGAACCUGGCACUCAGCUGCCUCCUGAAAUGCACAAUGACCCCAAACCGGAAUUACUCGCUGUUCCAUUGCACUCAGAUCCAGAGCCUGUUCAGGCUACCGUCCAGGAGGAGAGGCUGGCCACGUCAGCCCAGAAGCCUGGUGGGUCUUUGUUCCAAAAAGAAGUCUCAGUGGAAGCAGACGUUGUCGAACAACAGGUUACUGACCCUUCUGUCAACAAAACUCUAACAGAAUUCAAACCAGAAACAAAACCAGCAGCAAGAGCCCAGCUUACAUCUACAGAGAGUUCCCUGUCUUCAGUGACUCCCAACCAGGGGUCUGAGUCUUUUCCAGCCCAGCUCUCUAUGGAGUCACUACAGACACAGGAUACCACAUUAAAAAUCAAACCAGCAAAGACAGAGGCCUGCCCUGAGGAGGGCAUGGCCAACCCCAGCACAAAGGAUUUUAAGGCCAUCAUCUCAACCACCAAAGAACCAAGUACUGCAUCAGUACCUUUCUCGGACCAACCAAUGGAGAUCUCACUACCCCAGCCUUCGAGUAUGGAUGUAGUCGGGGCUUCUUUCCUGGAAACUGCUCCAAAAGAACUUCUCAAGGAGAGAAAUGAGGGUAUUUUUCACAGGACCCUGGCAGAGACUGUUAAGCCCUCAGCCUCCAGUACAUCAGAGGAGAUGUACACUACACCGGAGAGCAACCCUAAUCUGUCGCUUUCCAGCCUGUCUUCAGAGGAGAAACCACUGAAGACAUCUGUGGAAAGGUUGGCUGAAAUGGUUUCCUCUCCUUCCCACUCUUCCCCUCUGGGCCGAGGGACAUCUCCCAGAGAACCACCCCAGACUCAGAUCCUACCUUCACUGUCUGACCACAGCAGUGUAAUACCCACCACCACACUUAUACCACUUACCCCUAAGAUUGGAAUGGGAAAGCCAGCCAUCACCAAGAGGAAGUUUUCUCCUGGGAGGCCACGAGUGAAACAGGGUGCAUGGAGCCCCCAUAGCAGUGUGAGCUCCCCCUUGUCCUGGUCACCAGACCAGCCAGAGGGGUGGGACGUCCCAAAGACCAGGCAGUUCUCUGGCAACCCCGGCUGGAGCAUCAGAGUGGGUCGAGGCUCAGGCUUCCCUGGGAGGAGGAGGCCCAGAGGGGCUGGUCUGUCAGGUAGAGCUGGACGUGGAAGAGCCAGAGGCAAGAAUGGAGUGAGCCCCAGUAUCAACCCUGGGCUCACCACAAUAGAAACACCAUAUCAAGUCAAAGAGGAGGAGGAGAAUGCCAUGCACAACACAGUGGUCAUAUUUUCCAGCAAUGACAGUUUCACACUAAAACAGGACAUGUGUGUGGUGUGUGGGAGUUUUGGCCUCGGUGCUGAGGGCCGUCUUUUGGCCUGUGCUCAGUGCGGCCAGUGCUACCAUCCAUUCUGUGUUGGCAUAAAGAUCACCAAGGUGGUGCUAAGUAAAGGCUGGCGUUGCCUGGAGUGUACAGUGUGCGAGGCCUGUGGCCAGGCUACAGAUCCUGGCCGCUUGCUGCUGUGUGAUGACUGUGACAUCAGCUAUCACACCUACUGCCUGGACCCUCCGCUGCAGAACGUGCCCAAGGACAGUUGGAAAUGUAAAUGGUGUGUGUCCUGUACCCAGUGUGGCGCCACCACCCCAGGCCUAAGGUGUGAGUGGCAGAAUAAUUACACCCAGUGUGCCCCCUGUGCCAGCCUUGCAACAUGUCCCAUCUGCCUGGUGGACUACAACGAAGGCACCACAAUUCUGCAAUGCCGCCAAUGUGACAGGUGGUUCCAUGCGUCUUGUCAGGGUCUCCAUUCAGAGGAAGAUGUAGAAAAAGCUGCGGAGAGUAGCUUUGAUUGCACAAUGUGCCGAACUUUCAAGACCACUAAAGUUGUGACCAAGGCCAGAGAUGCCAUUGAGCCAGUACUUAUGACACAGAUUGUCACAAAGGCUAAAGAAAUGGAUCUGUCAAGGACCUACACACAGGAUGGAGUUUGCUUGACAGAGUCCGGCCUUUGCCAGCUCCAGAGCUUGUCUGCUACAGCGUCACGCCGCAGGAAACCCAAACCCAAGUUGAAGCUGAAGAUCAUUAAUCAGAACAGUGUGGCAGUGCUGCAGGCUCCUGUAGACCCCCUCUCAGAGCACUCUCGUGAUGAAGACAUGGAGGACAACAGAGAGGCGGAGCUCCUAGAUUGUGAGGCAAAGUCUGACUCGAGCCUGGAGCGCGAGCCAGCAGAAGACGACUCCAAGGGGGCCGAUGGUGGCAAGAAGAGGAAGAGGAAACCGUACAGGCCGGGCAUCGGUGGGUUCAUGGUUCGCCAGAGGAACCGCCCCGGUCAAGGUCCAGGCAAAGCCAAACGAGCCCUCUGCAGAAAGGAUUCCUCUGGCUCUGUGACAGAGAUGCCUAUUGGAAAAGAUGAGGGAUGGACUGAGACUCUGCCUAAUACCCCUGUGGAUGAGGCACCCCCUGGACCAGAGGUUCCAGAAAAAAUAAAGAAACGCUACCGAAAGAAGAAAACAAAACUGGAAGAAGCUUUUCCCACCUACCUGCAGGAGGCAUUCUUUGGAAAGGACCUACUGGACAAAAGCAAGCAAAACAGGCAGCAGGGGGUCGAAUCAGGCUUAUUAGAAGAAGGCCAAAGCCAAGUAGAGAGGAAGCAUCCCACCACCAGCUUCCUGGACCCUUCAUCAGACCCUCUGCUCAGCGCAUCAACAACAUCUCUUCCCACCAGACCAGCAGUAGGACAGACGUCUGAGGAACCAUUAGUUGAUCUAUCUGAUGUUCUGAACACUGAUGCAGACAUCUUGGGAAUGCUCGGAAAGCCAAGCAGUGACUCUGGUCUUGAUUUUUGCCCCUUCCAGGUUGACAGCUCACCUCCUCCUUUUGCUGGCCUGGACAUUGGGCCCCUGACAGACAGUUCCCCAGUGGCGCCCCAGUCGCAGGCUGGGCGAAGGACACCUCGAACCCUCUCAGAGGAGCCCCUGGACGGCAUUCUCAGCCCAGAGCUAGACAAGAUGGUCACUGAUGAAUCAAUUCUCAGCAAACUUUACAAAAUUCCAGAGCUGGAGGGUAAAGAUGUGGAGGACCUCUUCACAGCAGUCCUUAGCCCCAGCACGAGCCAACCACCUCCACCACAGGUGCCUCACCCCCAGGGUCCAGGGCCCCUCCCUGCCACACCUGGCACUAGUAUGCCUCAUCCCAAUGCAGGGAAUUCCAUGUUUCCAAGGAUGCCAAUGAUCAACGGUAUGAUGGGACCAAACCAACGCUUCCCUACAAAUCCAGGCGCCGGGCCUUGCAUCCCAGAAAAUUUCCCUCCCCUUAACCGUAUGCCUUUCACUGACAAUCCAAGGGAUAGAAAGUUUAAUCAGAUGCCUAGAGAUGCAGUUGGCCCAUGGCCAUCCCCUGCCCAUGGCUCCGGCCCUACACCCCCUGGAUCUCUGCCCGAAGGGGAGACUGAAGCCAUGUCAAAUGCCCAAAGGAGCACACUCAAGUGGGAGAAGGAGGAGACACUUGGAGAGCUAGCAACUGUAGCGCCCGUCUUGUAUACCAAUGUCAAUUUCCCCAACCUCAGAGAAGAUUACCCAGACUGGUCUACAAGAGUAAAGCAAAUUGCAAAACUCUGGAGGAAAGCUAGUUCACAAGACAGGGCCCCAUAUGUGCAAAAGGCAAGAGAUAACCGAGCAGCCCUGCGCAUCAACAAAGUCCAGAUGUCGAAUGAGACGGUGAAGAGGCACCAUCCACAGCAACAGCCCCCUGAGGUGUUUGAUCCCAACAUACCACUAGACACAGAACUGCUGUUUAAAGACCCUUUGAAACCAAAAGAGUCAGAGCAUGAACAAGAGUGGAAGUUUAGACAGCAAAUGAGGCAGAAAAGCAAACAGCAAGCCAAAAUUGAAGCCACUCAAAAAUUGGAGCAAGUUAAGAAUGAACAACUCCAGCAGCAACAACAGCAGCAGCAACAGCAAGGCAACAGCCAAUCAGAGGGAGAUGGCAAUAACAGUGGUAACCAGAGCCCAGCCUCCCAGCCCAGCAAUGGCAGCAUGUCCCCCAUGCAGCAGUUCAACUCUAAAGAAGGCUUUGCAAGACCGCAGCUACCAGGGACGCCCACUUCAUGUCCUCCAGAGGAUGUAUUCUUACGACCCCCUCCUCCGCCUCCAUCUGGCCCUUCCUCCCAACCUCAGUCCCCACAGGUAUUCUCACCAGGUUCCUCCGGUUCCAGACCCUCUUCUCCGUGGGACCCUUAUGCCAAGAUGGUUGGGACCCCAAGACCACCAACUCUUGGGCCAAAUACAUGUCGCAGAAUGCCCGUGGAAUCUGGUAAAUCUCCCACCUCCUUGAUGGACCAACAGGACAGAGGGAGGCCCUCUCCGGCUCAUGAAUCUUUUGGCUCUCCAACAUCCAUGAGCAGCGACCCUUAUGCCAAACCUCCUGACACCCCAAGGCCAACUGGGGAAAUGGACCCUUUCCUGAAGCCCAUGGGUCCCCCUAGGGUCAGUCAGGCUGCUCAGGGAAGGCCCCCAAUGGGUUCUCCAGGCAGAGACCCAUACUCGAGGCCCAUGAUAAGAAAUGAGGCCUAUCAGCGCAUGGCCCAGAACAGGAUGAUCUUGUCCGACCCUUACUCAAGGCCUUUACUAGCACCAAUCCCUGGAAGUAAUGAGUCUGGCUCGGUCCCUCUGUUCAAAACUCCUAUGCCCCCUCCUCAGGCUCAGGAUCCCUUCAACCGACCAGGUCCCCAUCCUACUGACAGGUUCCAGAAUCACCAGAAUGAUCCCUAUGCUCAGCCUCCACAUACUCCAAGACCAUCUGGGAAUGACAACUUCACCAGUCCUCCCAGAAUGGGCCAGCAUCACCCUCAAGUGCACUCAUUUGCUCAGCCAGGACCAAUGACUCAAAUGUCUAGAAAUCCUUAUGCUCAUGCACCUUCCACGCCAAGGCCUGACCACUUCAUAUAUGACCCCUUUGCCCAGCCCUCUGGUCCCAACAAGCCAGCCACUGACCCUUUCUCUCAGUCUGCAGGUAACCAACGAUCCAUCAACGAACCCAGUGCUCAACCUCGCCCAUUUUUUGAGCCCUAUGCCCGACCUCCCGGCACCCCACGUCCACAUGAUAACUAUGGUCAGCCUUCAAACACCCCUAGCCCAUCCUCAGACCCUUACUCACAGGCUCCUUCUACUCCUCGGCCCAGUGGGAUGAACCAGUUCGCUCAUCAGUCACACCCUGGACAGAGGAUGUCACCUUCACACUCAAUGGACCCUUAUGCACAGCCACCAGGUACUCCACGACCAUCUGUGGGAGAGAGGUUUUCCAAGUCACCAGGUAGCCAGAGGGGACCAAUAGAGCCUUUUACUAGUACACCUGGGACAUCAAGGCCAGGGGCUAGUGACAUGUUUUCCCAGCCUGGGGCCCUGAGACCAAUGCUUAAUGACCCCUACGCCCAGCCACCAGGGACCCCACGGCCUGGACCUGAUGGGCUUACGAGACAAGGGCCAAGAAUGGGACCAAUGGGAAACCAGGAUCCUUUCUCCCCGCCUCAAGGCAGGCUUCAAGAGCCCUUCCCUCAUCCAGGUUCACAAACACCAAAACAUCCUAGUGUUUCAGAUGAUGGAUUUACGCAAUCACCCUCGAGAAGACCCAGUCAGACACCUGGCCAUGAUCCAUUUGAACAGGCCCCCAUGACCCCUCAUCCACAGUCAACAGACAAAAUGGAAAUGAAAGAUCAGUCAGGUGUGGGUAACAAUGGAGCUGUCCCUCAAGACCCAGGUCAACUGACUAACAACCCACAAAUGCCCGGUGCUCCCUCUGAGGCUCAGGGUGUUGCUCUUGCUGAGAGCGAGGAAAGACUCAGACAGCGACAACGAAUUAGAGAAUUAAUCCUCAAGCAGCAGCAACAGAGGAGUGCUAUUCGACAGGAGAGGGGCCCUCAGGAGGCUGCUGGUAACAUGGCCCCAGGAACACCACGGCCCUGGCCCCAGGAGGGACUUGGGCAACAGGGGGAAAUGUUCAACCGGCCUCCUCCACCUUAUCCAGGACAAGGACCCAUGAGAGGGCCAAUGAGGUUUCCUGGACCUUUUCCAGGUGAUCAGCGUGUCCCUUUCCCUAAUGAGGGACAAAUCCUCCGGGGCCCACAUCCUGGAGAUCCUAAUUUGAGACAUCAGGGACCAAGGUUUGCAUUUCCACCUGGGGUUCUUGGACCUCAUGGGGCCCAAGAGUUCUUUCCCCGGGGACAGCACCCAAUGCAGGAUGUCCCUCCUCAAAUGAGACGGUCUAUGUCUGCCGAAAUGGCAAAGAAUAUGGGUGGCAACCCUAUGGGGCUGUCCCAGCACUUCCCACCACGUGGUAUGCCAGUGCAGCAACACAACAUAAUGGGUCAGCCUUUCAUAGAGCUGCGACACAGAACAGCAGAAAACAGGCCACGUAUGCCAUUUCCCCCAGGUGCUAUGCAAGGAAGCAACAUGGAUCCCAACAUGCAGGGUCAAAGGCUACCAGGCUUUCCAGGAGCUCCCGAUUCCAGGUUCCCUUUAAAUCAGGGACUUAGGAUGGUAGACCCCAUGGCCAGCCAGACUGGCCAUGUACAGCUAUCUGCCAGCAUGGACAAUCUUCAUCAGCAAGUCCAAAUGUCAGGAAACAACACACUCAAACAAUCUUCUUUGAUGAGAUCCAUGAGCCAGCCUGCUUCAAGUGUGACCCAGAACAUGGCAGCAUCUAUGAUCCUGACUGCACCCCCUGCUGGGCAGACUGAGACAGUGGCCAGCAGUGAUGCUGUGGAGGAGAAACUGGAUGCAGAAGAGUCAGCAGUCAAAGAUCUUGAGGACGUGGAGGUAAAAGACUUGGUGGAUGCUGACUUGGAAAACCUAAAUUUGGAUCCUGAUGAUGGCAAAGACCUAGAUCUAGAGACAAAUGACCUACACCUUGAUGACUUUCUGACAUCUGGGAAGUUUGACAUCAUUGCCUAUACAGACCCUGACCUAGAUGACAUCAAGAAAGACAUGUUUAAUGAGGAACUGGAUCUCAGUGAUCCUAUGGAUGAUCAUGCUGACACCACAGACAUCAACAAAAAUCCAAGCACAGGAACCGAGGCUUCAUCCAGUUCAGCCUCUGUACUGGCAAAGUCAGAGGCCUCAGUUGAGCAGUCCUCAGCUGAAGUCAAGCUAGAAGCCACUGGGAGUCAGGACUCUGCUUCUUCGGCACCUGGGCAGGAAAUUAAAACAGAGGUCAAGGACUGUCAGAAACCCCCUGAGGUGUCAGACCAGCAAGCCAUUGGAAACACCUUAACUGCAAACCAGCAGGGAGUGCUCUCUGACUCCACCCCGGUCCUGUCUAGUUUACUCAUUAAACAGCAGCCUGAAGAGCAGUCAUUAAAUCCAAUCGUUGAAUCUGUCAAUCAAGGAGGUAACCUCAUGCCCCAGCAGAACCAAGUCACUGACGCUCCGCAUACAUCCGGACUUACAAUGACUCAAACAAUACCUGACGCCACCACUGCAGGAGAAGCUUCUAUGGCUGGCUUUGGGGCAGACCACCAGGUGGGCCUAGCCUCUGGAAUAGACCAGAGCAAUCUGACCCAGGCACAGCAGGCGGCGUUAAACCAGGCAUUGGGUCAGCACGGCCAGCACCGUCCUCUUCUGCUAGAGGAACAGCCACUCCUAUUGCAGGACCUCCUCGACCAGGAGAGGCAGGAGCAACAGCAGCAGAGGCAGAUGCAAGCCAUGAUACGACAGCGCUCCAGUGACUCCUUCUUCCCCAACAUCGAUUUUGAUGCCAUCACUGAUCCCAUCAUGAAAGCUAAAAUGGUUGCCCUGAAAGGCAUCAACAAAGUCAUGGUUCAGAACAACAUGGGAAUGACCCCAAUGGCCAUGAACAGAUUUCCUCCUGGUCCUGUAGCACCUUGUCCUGAAAGCACACCGCUUCCUCCACAAGUUGUUGGACAGGAUGGCAAAUUGACACAAGUAGCAAGACCAAAUCCUCCCAACUUUGGCCCAGGAUUUGUCAACAAUGCUCAGAGGGCUCAGUACGAGGAGUGGCUCCAGGAGACUCAGCAACUACUUCAAAUGCAGCAGAAGUUUCUGGAAGAGAAGAUUGGGGCUCACAGGAAGUCUAAGAAAGCCCUGUCUGCCAAACAGAGAACAGCUAAGAAGGCAGGCAGAGAGUUCCCUGAGGAGGACGCUGAGCAGCUCAAACAUGUCACAGAGCAGCAGGGUGUAGUGCAGAAACAACUGGAGCAGAUCCGCAAGCAACAGAAGGAGCAUGCUGAACUGAUAGAGGAGUACCGAGUGAAACAGCAGCAAAACAAUAUGACACCCAUAAUGCCUGGGAUGCACCCAAUGCCAGGCCCUGCUGGCAUGGUCCCCAGUGGACCCCCUAUGGUCCCCGGUGGACCCCCUAUGGUCCCCGGUGGACCCCCAAUUGUCCCCGGUGGGCCACCAAUGGUCCCCGGUGGGCCACCUAUGGUCCCCGGUGGGCCACCUAUGGUCCCUGGUGGGCCACCGAUGGUCCCCAGUGGACCACCAAUAGGCCCCAGUGGGCCACCGAUGGUCCAGCCUCCAAUGAACCCUAUGAUGCAGAUGCCACUUCAUCCUGGCCAGCCAAAUGCCCCUCAGUGUAUACCCAACCCACCACCUGGUUGGCAUCCUGGUGGUGGACCAGGAAUGCCACCUAUAAUGCCCCCCCAGGUACCUGUAGUAAAUCCAGGCCAACCUCAUCAGAUGGCAAUAGGUAACAUACCUCAGCACGCACAAAUGCCUGUGGAUCCCCAGGCAACACCAGCUCCACCAGGUGGUCCAAAACCCAUGCAGGCAGGUGGUGUGAAGUUUGAUGACAACAACCCAUUCAGUGAAGGCUUCCAGGAGCGCGAGAGGAGGGAGAGGCUUCGGGAGCAGCAGGAGAGACAGCGGGUGCAGCUAAUGCAGGAAGUUGAACGACAGAGAGCCCUGAAACACCGUAUGGAAAUGGAGCAGCAAGGGAUGAUGGGCCCAGACGGGAACAUGGCACCGCUCGCUCAGAUGCCUUUUUUUAAUGCAGAGCUGCCACAGGACUUCAUGCAGCCACAGAGGCCUCCUCUGCAACAACAGCAACAACUUGGACCAAUGUUCCCCCAGCAGCAGGGCAUGCAGCCUGGUAUGGGCUCACCACCAGGGACGUUUAUGCAAGGUGAAAGGAGAGCCAUGAUGGGCAAUGGAAUGAUGCCCCGUGACAUGGGGCCUAGCUUUGGGUCUGAUAAUCUUCCCCUACAAGCACCUAACUUUCCCCAGGGUCAGCCCAGACCUCGUCAGUUCAGUGGACCAGGAAUGAUGCUUCAGAUGCCAGGAGAGGGUCCACCAUUUGGAAGUGACUCAGCUACACCUCUGCCAUCAAACUUUCCGGGCUCGGGUCAGUCUCUAAUCCAACUUUACUCCAACAUCAUCCCAGAUGAGAAAGGGAAAAAGAAGAGGAACCGCAAGAAGAAGAAAGAUGACGAUGCAGAUUCAGUCAAGACACCUUCAACUCCACACUCAGACCUUACAGCCCCUCUCACACCAUGUGUGUCAGACACCUCCUCAACUCCAACAAGAAACACCCAUCUCUUCGGUGACCAGGACUUGUCAAGGUCCCCCUUACUGGGAUCUUCUACCCCCAGUCACUCAGAGCUGGAGAGGCAGCUUUCUGGUGGCCAGUCCGGACAUACUGGUCACUUAUCAGACACAGCAAGAACCCAGGCUCAGGAACAUGACAGGAUCCUUAACAACAUAAAGCUGGAGCAGACUGAUGUCAGCGAGUGUCAUGGGCCACGAGACGGGCACAUGGGCUCAGAAAUGAGCUCUGUGAAGGAAGAGGGUAACAAAGGGAGUGUGUCUCCCUUCCCCACAGGGCAAAGUCCAAACAAGGGGGAGGCUGGCAAUGAACUAUUAAAACACCUUCUGAAGAACAAGAGCACACCUCCACCUGGAUUUUCCCAACAGAGGUCAGAGGAGAGCAUGCGCUCAGAGGAGGAGGAUCCCACAGACUGCAAAUCCCUGCUGAGGCAAAGCUCCAUGGACAGCAACGGGGCAUAUUCCGAUGGCAUCCCAGACUUUCCUGGACCUCUGCUCCCUGAACAGGAGAAGAAGAAAGGGAGGAACAAAAGGGCUCCGAAAGGAGGGGAGAAACCUGCCUCUCGCUACAAGAAGAGGAAGAAGGAAGGGGACGAGAGGCAACUGAUGCACUCUGGUCCUGACAGUGUGAUGACUCAAAUCAAACAGCAGCUCUCCCUGCUGCCCCUCAUGGAGCCAUUGAUCGGGGUCAACUUUGCCCAUUUCGCUCCCUAUGGCAGCGGCCAGCUUAAUGGAGAGAACCUCCUGUCUGGUACCUUUGGCAGCGCUUCACUUGAUGGAGUCUCAGACUACUACUCCCAACUGGCCUAUAAGCAGAGUAACCUGAGCAAUCCACCGACACCACCUGCGUCUCUUCCUCCCACCCCGCCACCUGUGAACCGCCAGAAAAUGAUCAAUGGAUUUGCCACAACAGAAGAGCUUGCCAGCAAAGCUGCUGCCAUGGUGUCCAAAGGCCUGGUCCCAAAGCCACUACAUGUCCCAUUUAGGACUGAGGAAGAUCUACUAGCCCGGGCCAUCGCACAAGGACCCAAAACUGUGGAUGUUCCAGCCUCCCUCCCCACCCCUCCUCACAACAACCAGGAGGAGCUCAGUAAUAGAGGACAGGAGCCUUGUAAGGACAGGGACACACCUGACAGUUUUGUUCCAUCCUCCUCUCCUGAGAGUGUGGUUGGCAUGGAGAUCAGUCGCUACCCAGAUCUGUCUCUGGUAAAGGAAGAACCACCAUCCCCCUGCUUGUCUCCUGUCCUGCCCAUGCUUCCUGCACCUGCUGGGAAAGGGUCAGAAAUCAAACUGCAGGAUAUCAAAACGGAGCCUUCUGCAAUGUUUUUCGGCUCCCCCUUUGGCCCCGUGUCGAAUGAUUCCAAACAAGGGCUGGUGUCUGUAGCUAUCACACUGAGACCAGCUGCAGCAGAGAACAUCACAGGUGUAGUGGCAGCCAUUUCAGACCUACUGUGUGUUAAGAUCCCCAGUAGCUACGAGGUGAGCAGCACCCCAGACAGGGGAUCUCUAUCUAUACUCAGCGGUACAAGGGUGGGCCCCCAUGGCAUGGAGUCUCGGCCUCCCAUGCUCUUCCAAGGACAAGGAGACAAUGGUGGGCUUCUCGGACGUCCGGGGCAAAUGAUAAGGCCGGCUGGAGCUCAGGCGAUGAUGAUGCAGCAGCAGCAGCAGGCCCAUCAUUUCCGUUUCCAUCCCAACAGCCCAGGUGCAGCUCUCGCCCGAGGACAUGACCAGAAGACCCCCGCCAGCCCUGGAUGUAAACCUCACUGGUGCUGCCACUGUAAGGUGGUAGUUCUGGGAAAUGGAGUGCAGAAAUCCAUCAAAGAUCUUCCCGCUCACAUGAAGCAAUCUGAAGGCCGUUUGAAAUCCGAAGAAGACCUGGUCUUCUGCAGUCACAGCUGUUUCCUUCUCUACUGUUCAUCACCACUGCAAUCCAGAUCAACCACAGAAACUAAGGAAUCCGUGUCUCUUCUCCCUGCCUCGGAGCAAACAGAGAGCCUGAAUAAGAUUCUGCACCAGUACAGCAACAACAUGUCAUCACUGGAUGUUCACUGCCUGGCCCAGCUUCAGCCCAAACAGUCUCCCCCCUCUACUCCUCCUAUUCCCUUCCCCACAGCAGGUGAGACAUCCAAGACAGAGGCCAAGUCUGAUGCUAUCAAAGUGACAGUGAAGCUGAAGGCCCGGCCAAGGUCUCAUGACGGCUGGCAUCAGGGGAAGAGACAGAAAGGACUCCGCUGGAGGAAGUGGACCGUCCAGGUGGUGGUGCCAAGAGGGAAUUCCCAACUCCCUGAUGAGGAUAAGAUUGAUGAGCUCCUGAAGAAACUCGGGGCCUCCCUGCGCCCUCCUGCCUUACUCCGGGACCAGAGGCGGUGCUGUUUCUGCCACCAGUUUGGAGACGGGAUCACUGAUGGGCCUGCUAGGCUUCUUAAUCUAGACCUUGAUGUAUGGGUUCACCUAAACUGUGCCCUGUGGUCAACCGAGGUGUACGAGACGCAGGCUGGCGCCCUCAUCAACGUCGAGCUUGCACUGCGUCGCGGCCAAACAGUACGCUGUGCUUACUGCCAACAGACUGGAGCCACCAGUGGCUGCCACCGCCUGCGCUGUACCAACGUCUACCAUUUCACCUGCGCUCUGCAAGCUCAGUGCACCUUCUUCAAGGACAAGACCAUGCUUUGUCAUGCCCAUAGGCCCCGGGGAACAGCUGGACAAGCACUGGAGCAUGAGCUGCGUUGCUUCGCCGUCUUCCGUCGUGUCUACGUUCAAAGAGACGAAGUACGUCAGAUUGCCACCGCUGUGCGGCAGCCCGAGUUAGGCUACACCUUUCGAGUCGGCAGCCUGGUGUCGCAUGCAAUUGGCCAACUAACCCCUCUACAAAUCGCGACCUUCCAUUCCCCAACGGCGAUCUUUCCAGUUGGCUAUGAGGCUUGCCGCAUCUACUGGAGCAUGCGCCACGGCAACCGCCGUUGCCGCUACGUCUGUUCUGUUGAGGACCGAGAAGGACUGCCCGAGUUUACCAUCAGAGUCAUCGAACAGGGCUACCAAGACCUGGUCCUGACUGACGCCUCUGCUAAAGGAGUGUGGGAUAAGGUUCUGGGUCCUGUUGCUGAGAAAAGAACUGAAUCAGGAACUCUAAAGCUCUUCCCCAUUUACCUGAAAGGAGAGGACUUGUUUGGACUCACAGUCCCUGCAGUCACAAAGAUCACUGAAUCGCUCCCAGGAGUGGAGGCGUGUGUCAGGUACUCAUUCCGUUAUGGACGCAACCCUCUCGUAGAGUUGCCUCUUAUGUUCAACCCAGCUGGCUGUGCCCGAGCCCAGCCAAAAACCAGCUCUCCUUGCCCUUCACUGGUGAUAAGGCCACAACCACAGGUUGUUUCCAGCAGCAGUGCAAGGUCUAACCAGAAUGUAGCUCAAGGAGAAGGUGGUGCCCCCCAUAGCAAGCCUCCAGUAGUGCACCCGAGGUCUUCUCAGUACCGCUGGAUGAAGAGUGAGUGGAGAGCCAACGUCUAUCUGGCCCGCUCCCGUAUCCAGGGCCUGGGGCUGUUUGCUGCCAGAGACAUUGAAAAACAAACUAUGAUGAUUGAGUACAAUGGAACCAUCCUCCGAAAUGAGGUUGCCAUCAGCAAGGAGAAGAUCUACAGAUCUCAGAACCGAGCAGUGUUCAUGUUCCGCAUCGACAGCGAACAUGUUGUUGAUGCCACUCGAACUGGAGGGCUAGCAAGAUAUAUCAACCACUCUUGUGGCCCAAACUGUGUUGCUGAGGUGGUCACAUUUGAAAGGGGUUACAAAAUCAUCAUCAGCUGCAUUCGCAGAAUUGAAAAAGGAGAGGAGCUGUGUUUCGACUACCAGUUUGACACUGCGGAGGGUCAGCACAAGAUCGCUUGCCACUGUGGAGCUCCCGAAUGCAGGAAGUGGAUUAACUGAGGAAACACAAAAAACAACAAAUCUAAAUGCAUUCCUUGCUUAUAUAGUGUGGAUGCUGCACAGAGGGGGAAAAAAAAGGCUUCACACUAAAAAAAAAAAGAAAAAUGAAAAAAAAAAGUCGUUUUAUGAAUGAGCAGAAGGCCUGAACCCUUUGGAGAGAUGACUGAAUUUAUGUUGUUGGUUCAUCAAGAGCAAGGAAAACAACUGGGCGGAGGAAGGGAAAUGUAACACAGUAGCAGGAUGUGACUUGUGCCAUAUGUGGGAGGCUCUGUUGUAUGAGAUGCCUCUGUUUGUCUGUCUGUAUGUAUCCGUGUGUUUGGUGUACAUGGGGUGCGGAAUCCACCAGCGAAUGAGAAAGCACUGUGCAGGGUGCGGCCUUAUUGCUUACUAAGGGCAGGCCCUUUUGUUUCAUACUGUUAAUGUAUACCGUAUGACUAAAUGUAGACAUCACUGAAUGAGGAAUGUACAGCAAUGAAUACUGCGAAGGGAAUAUUAACUUGCACUAAAAAAAAGAAAAUAAACAAAAAAAACACAGACACACACACACACACACACACGAAAACUUUUAAAAUACUUGAUUCCAUGAGUCAGUUUUAUCAUAGGUCUCUGUCAUGUGAUUUGUGUGGAAUUCGAGAGGUUUUGUAUUUAUUACUGAGUGAAUGAAUUUUAUUCUCAAAAUGAUGAGAUUGAGUUAAAGAAGGCUAGAUUGCUAUUGUUUUUGAAGAUUGAGGAAGACAUGCUGUUACUUUUGUAUAAAUGUACAUAAAGAAAACUAUAGGAAUAACCGACCAAAUACUACCUUAACCUUCUUGAUGUUUGGGUGUUUUUAAAUUGUUUUUGUUCUGUUUGUCAUUGAAAUUUAUUUAAGAUGGACGUUAUUUCAGUUUGAGAGUAUAUAUUAUGAUUAUUCUGUACAGAAUUUGUAAUAUAACCACAAUAAUUCACAAAGUAUUUUUGUUGUAUUAAAAGUAAGGUAUUGUAGCGUAGUGUUUUGUGACUUACACAUACUUUGACCACUCAAAAAAGAAAUAUUUUUGUUGACUAACGUAACAAGUUAUCGGUUACAGAAUCGAGAGAGGGGGAAAAAAGCAAAAACAAAAAAAAAA
Molecule: messenger RNA, 17573 nt
Organism: Larimichthys crocea (large yellow croaker)
Lineage: Eukaryota; Metazoa; Chordata; Actinopteri; Sciaenidae
Gene: kmt2cb
Product: lysine (K)-specific methyltransferase 2Cb
Exons: 61
Coding region: 1312-16467 (5051 amino acids)
Biological process (GO): positive regulation of transcription by RNA polymerase II
Cellular component (GO): nucleus; MLL3/4 complex
Molecular function (GO): protein binding; transcription coactivator activity; histone H3K4 methyltransferase activity
Source: RefSeq, a predicted model, not a curated record